GAACGAUAACAACUCACCUGAUUGUGUCGUCAUCCUGGGUAUAUAUGCUUCGAUGGUAUUGUGGGCCGUCUCACCAAACAUAUUAUUAUGGAACGGCUCAAGGCUUAUUUCCCAGGGGACAUGCACACUCACUUCAUACUGAACGCGUAAUUAACUCGAUACCUGUCGCAGUUCAAUUCCUACCACUCUGCGCAGAAUAUCGCAAGACUCGCAAUCAUGGCCAGCCAUCUGACCAGCAAUGUGACUGACUUGGCCGGAGGUGUCGAGAAUAUCGGGCACAACUCAGCCAACAAAGAAAAGCCGUUGCUCGUCUUCUGUGCCGCCCCGGUUGCCGGCCACACUCAUCCAAUCCUCCGAAUCGCCGCUGAGCUGGUCAAGCGAGGUUACGACCUUUGUUUCAUCACCGGGCCUCAAUUCCGCGACCAGUUGGGGCGGCUGGGCGUUGAGCACAUCGAAAUCCCCGAUAUGCCCUCGGAAGCCCAGGAAAAAGCGCGGCAGGAGAUUCCCGCGGGGCCCCCGAGAUUCAUUUGGGACUUGAAGCACCUGUUUCUAGACCAGAUUCCCUUGCAGUACAGCGCCAUGAAGGGCGUGUUGGAGAAGCUGCACAAGCGUGACCCUUCGAGACGGAUCAUCAUCAUGCACGAGACUCUUUACUUGGGUGUUUUGCCCUUCAUCUUCGGUGCGCCACUUCCGGAGGGAUUCACGUCCUUCCCCAAGGUGAUAAACCUCAACAUCGUCCCGAUAGUCGUCACGAGCAUCGACACGGCGCCAUUCGGACCAGGCCUCCCCCCCGACUCGACUCCCUCGGGCCGUGCGAGAAACAAGCUACUCUACGAGCAGAUGUCGGGCGGGCCGUUUGUCGACCUGACGGCGCACAGCAACGAGAUUUUCAAAUCGAUCGGCGUGACUUCUGAGCCGGUCGGUUUCCUCUUUGAUACGUGGCUGACCAGCUACGAUGUCACGCUGCAGAUGUGCCCGCCUAGUCUGGAGUACCCGCGAUCCGAUCUCCAUCCGAGCUUCAAAUUCGCUGGUUGCCUUCCGCCCCGGCCGCCCGGGCCCGACUACCCGUACCCCGAAUGGUGGAACGAGGUCGCAGCUAACACUACCGGCAAGAAGAUCGUUGCCGUGGCGCAGGGAACCGUCGCCGUUGAUUUCAUGGACCUCGUCAUCCCCACAAUUCAAGGUCUGGCUGGUCGGGAGGAUACCCUCGUCGUCGCAAUUCUGGGGUCAAAGGGCGCGACGCUACCCGACGAUGUGGUGGCCAACUUGCCGGCGAACGCGAGAGUCAUAGACUACCUGCCAUACGACGCCUUGCUCCCACACACCGACGUCUUCGUCAUGAACGGAGGCUACGGCGGGGUCAUGCACGGCAUCGUCAACGGCGUGCCCUUGGUGCUGGCCGGCGACACGGAGGACAAGCCUGAGACGGUGAUGCGUGCCGAGUGGGCCGGCGUGGCUGUCAACUUGCGCACGGGACGACCGACGGCUGAGCAGGUGGCGGCGGGGGUGGACGAGGUAUUGGGGAAUAACAAGUAUAAGGAGAGAGCAUUGCAGAUCAUGAAGGAGAAUGAGGACCUGGAUGCUAUGGGCGUUGUUGAGAGACAGAUCCGGGCCAUGGCUGAGCAGUCAAGUGGCGAGUCUUAGACGUGAGGUGCUCUCUCAACUUUCCCCUUCGUGAUGGCAGCCCUGAAAUAAAACCCCCCUUCUGAAACCUGAUUGGAUGAGCUUGUGCCUAGUGGCGUGAUAUUUUGACAGUGACAUGAACACAGCCUCAGCUGAAUCAACUAACCCAACCACCUCAACUCCUCGAGUAAUUAUCUAUAGGGAUCACCGUUGUCUAUAGCGUGAGAAAACACUGAUCGCGCAGGCCUAUAACAGUGUGUCGAAUAUGGAGCAGGUUACCAGGCGACGCUAGCUGGUUGGAGAGCAGCAUUUGUUGUAAUUACUACAGUAGCUCAUCCAGGAAGGAGCUCGAAUGGCU
Messenger RNA from Phialemonium atrogriseum, 1981 nucleotides. RefSeq lists its product as uncharacterized. The transcript has a single exon. Lineage: Eukaryota; Fungi; Ascomycota; Sordariomycetes; Cephalothecales; Cephalothecaceae. The coding region runs from base 217 to 1644 and encodes 475 amino acids. Gene Ontology annotation, molecular function: UDP-glycosyltransferase activity. The record is from RefSeq and is a predicted model, not a curated record.